GGAGAAUCAUUGUACUCAACGAUGGGACGCAACUUGCGCAAUCCCCUCCUCCCCCUGCUCGCCUUUUGUCAUGUGGCACCCGUUCACGCUCGUUUCACCAAAACGACAUGCUGGUCUGGUCAGAAUACCUACUGCAUCCAGCAGAAUGCGGCCGGUGCUUGGUGCCUCAUUCCUGACGCUUCUCGUAGCCUAGUAACGACGUCUUGCACUGGAACUACCAGCUACACCGACAUAGACUUUGUCACCGUGCUAGAAGUCCACCUUGCUCAAGGCCUAUCCGUCGCCUAUUACAAUGGCAUUGGUAAUUCUUUACUGGGAGGGGCCGACUAUCCUAUCCCUUCCAAUCCAGGUGUCAUUCGUCUUUGUGCGUCCGGUCAAGCUGGAGAUGGGAGUGACCAAACCAUUUGCGUGAACGCUUUGGCCGACAAUACUUUUGGUGGAGGUCCGUAUUGUCAGGUUAUUAGAGGCCAGAAGAAUGUUACGGAUGGGUGUUAUUCCUCAAACGUGGUUGUUCAUAGCCCAUCUUCCAUCAUUUCUUCCCCUGGUUCGGUGUCGACCUCAUCUCCGGGGUCGUCCAAUUCUGGCCCGUCUUAUACCCCUGCAUACGCCAGCGGUGCCCAGUCGUUGAAGUCGAUGCUUCAUAUGAUUUUGCCCUCUUCCAGAUUGAGGGUGUUUGGUCUCCUCAUGUCACUUCUCGUCGCAUCUUCUUGGAUUCCGUCAACUCACGCUCGUUUCACUCAGACGACAUGCUGGGCAGACCAAUGCAUUCAACAGAACUCCUUUGGUACAUGGUGCUACAUACCCAAUUCUGCACCACUUCGAACCACGUCAUGCACAGGCACAAACCCCGCGAACGCAGACAUGGCUUCCGUAAUGGAAGCCCACCUCUCUCAAGGACUCUCCAUCGCAUUCUACAACGGGGUCGACAACGCCUUCCUUGGAGGAGCCAACUUUUCUGUGCCCGCUAACCCGGGGAUCAUGCGCAUGGCAGUGAAGAGUCCGGCACCCUCAAUGACAUUGGCGACGGCUGUUGAAGGUGCCAGUUCGAGUGGUGUAAUUUAUACACCAGCUACGACACACGCCAGUCAUGCUUUGUCGCUAGGCGCUUUUGACUCUAAUCGUUGGAGAUUUUUAUUUGUUUUACCGUCCCUCCCUCUGUCAAAUUUGAUUCCUGGCAAGUUCCCUGUGCCUUGCGACGUUCGUGAAAUCCGCAAGACACUCUAUAAAGGUUCAACUUUAGAUGGACGUGGGUUUUCUAUUGGUGCCUUUCUGGCGAUUGGGGGUCGAGCCCCUCGAGAAGAACAAUUUCCACUCGAACCAUCUCGGGAAUCGUUAGCAGAGGGGUUGUGUUCGUCGUUGUCGACUUUGCGUUCCAUGUUUAUGAGACGCGUUCUGCGCAGUAUUCUCACCUUGAAACUUCUUGCAUCAUGCUACGUUGCACCCCUUCAUGCUCGUUUCACGCAAACAACGUGCUGGACCGGCGAAAAAACCGAGUGUAUUCAACAAAACACCCGUGGUAGCUGGUGCUACGUACCCACCUCUGGGUUGACGACCGCGACUACUUGCACUGGGAGUAGUGCGGAUUUCGCCUCCGUACUGGAAGCCCACUUAGCACAAGGUCUAUCCGUCGCCUACUACAGUGGCAUUGACAAUGCCCUACUCGGUGGAGGUGAUUACUCCAUCCCCUCUAAUCCAGGCGUCAUCCGACUCUGUGUGUCCGGGAGGUCUGGGGACGAAAACCCCCAAACCUUGUGUGUGAAUGCUUUGGCUGACAACGCCUUUGGGAACCAUCCGUAUUGUCAGGUUAUUAGAGGUCAAGAGAACGUCACGGAUGGGUGUUAUGCGCCAGUCGUGGCGGCCCAUAGCCCAUCGUCUGUGGUUUCGGGGUCACCUUCUACCGGUUCCAGCGGCCCUAUUUCCACCUCCGCUCAUGCCAGCGGCGCACGCCCGCUUUUCCAUGGUGGUUCACUGUUUCCUGUCGCAACUUUUGCGAUGAUUUUGCCCUUUACCUAUGAGGGGCUUGCCUUUCUGAUUUUAUCCCUUGUCACGUCGUUCAGGGUCCCUUCGAACCAUGCUCGUUCCACGCCAACUACACGCUCCGGCAACCAAUCUAUUUAUUCUACCGAAACAUAG
This is a messenger RNA of Laccaria bicolor S238N-H82, 2133 nucleotides long. RefSeq lists its product as uncharacterized. Lineage: Eukaryota; Fungi; Basidiomycota; Agaricomycetes; Agaricales; Hydnangiaceae. Bases 22 to 2133 code for a protein of 703 amino acids. The record is from RefSeq and is a predicted model, not a curated record. The transcript is spliced from 5 exons.